Adelges cooleyi (spruce gall adelgid) is the source of this 1633-nucleotide messenger RNA. RefSeq names its product tropomyosin-like. Lineage: Eukaryota; Metazoa; Arthropoda; Insecta; Hemiptera; Adelgidae. The record is from RefSeq and is a predicted model, not a curated record. The annotation marks the transcript as partial. The transcript is spliced from 9 exons.
ACUGAAACUAAAUACCAUUCCGGUCUCGAUCGUCUCAUCCAUAAACACUGGCUUAGGAACUAAAUUACAGAAAGGACAAUUGGUACGCGCACACAACCGACAGCGAAAUGUUUCGCGUCCAUUGAAAAAAACUGCCGAGGAAGAAUUCGUGGAUAACAAUUUUGAAACGUUCAAACGAGACAUUGUAAGCCGAUGCGACAGACUCGAUUCUGGAAACGGAACGCGUCCGAUGUCUGUAGCCAUUUCCGUUCGAGAGACUGUCGAGAUCUGUUCUAACGGGGAGUCGGAAAACAUAAUUGACUUCAACAAAGAACAGUGGAAGAGUAUGACCGAUCAGGAAAAAAACAAGUGGAUUAAAAGAUAUUUGUAUAAAAUCAAACGCGAAAUACUCGUCGUGUACAGAAUGAUAUUGGAUUAUCGCGGUGGAGAUGUGUUGGAAGACGAGUUGUCCGAGUUGUCGUCGAUAUCUUCGAUGAUCGACAUUAAACCCACUGAAAAUUUAAAAUCCACGACCGUUCAAAACGAUUACUUGACCGCGAUGGUGCAGCUCAAGGAGCUCCAAGAACGGCAUAAAGAAAUGUUAAUCGCGUUGGAAGACAUGAAAAAUGAUAACGCAGCGAUGUCGGCACGGAUAAACGUUGAGAAAACUGACCAAGAAAUACAGACGGAAGGAGUUCGCGUGGAAAAAAUCGAAAGAGACUUAGAUAACGCGCGAGGGGAAAUAAGUUCGAUGUGUUCAAAAUUGGAGCUUACCGACGACUUAGUUGAGAGUCUACGACGGGAAUUGAAAGAAAAAAUUAGAGAACUGGAAGAGACUAAAUCGGCUGUGACGAAUUUAUGCAGUCAAAUUGAAUAUUUAAAGCAAACCAUCGACGAAGCAAACUUGAACGUUAGCAAUCGACAGAAAAGAAUCGAAGAUCUGUGCGAAGAGAAGAACAAACUCAAAGCUGAAUUCACCGAGGCUAACAAAGAGCGAAACGAAGCUACAGAGGAGUUGAUUGUGUUGAAAGACAACUCCGUAAAGAUGAUGAAAGAACUGAAAGACUUGCGGACGAAGGCCAACGAAAAGAGAUCAGAAUAUGUUGUCGAUUCGAUGAGACUAAGUAGUCAAAUCGAUGAAAUUAACGAAAAAAAGGAGGCCAUUAUAUCAAAACACGAAAAUCUCAUCAACAAUCUGACAAUCGACAGCAUAGAACAAAACCAAAAAAUCAUAAGCUUAGAGGCUAAAAAAAUUGCGUUGGAAGAGGAAUUGAAGUCAUGGGAAAACCGAGCGGGUUGUUGGAUAAACACUUUUGUCCGUGAUGAAUUCGAAUCCAAAAUCAACGAACAAAAAAAGGAAAUUGAAAAUUUAACGUUGCUUACAAACAGGCUAAGAAGCGCUUACAAAAUUUCGGUGUCAGAAAUAAACGGGUUGGAAGACAAUCACAAGAAAAUUAUUCAAAUGAAACAACAAUUAAUCGAUAAACAAAAUCGCGUCAUCGCUUUAGUGAAAGGACUUAGUCCUUAUCAAUCCAAAGAGUUCGUCCAACACAAAGUACAGGACACGUUAAACGAGAUUUUUGUUAAGUAUGAAGAAGACAAAGCUUUAACGGAGAAACUCGAAGUAACUUUUACAGAAAUAUUAUUUCUUAUA